AUGCUCCAGUCCAGCCUGCCGCAGUGGCCUCUCGGGCGGGGCCAUAAGUCUUUAUAAGAGGGCAGCAAUGAUCCCUUGGAAGGACGCACUCACGUGAACCUGCUCGGAACUUCUGCCGCGCGACUCAUCUUGUCCUCGCUUCUCCUCCUCUCUGCUUCGGCGCACCUCCGUCCACCCAGCAGGAACCCAGAACCAUGGAGAGUUCCGCUGUUCUCCGCGGGGUGCUGGUGGUCAGCCUGCUGGUCGUCCUCUGUCACGGCCAGACGUCCCAGGAGGUUUCUGCUGAGGACUUGGAAGUGGGCAGAAACGAACCAGCAGCAGACCGAGAACUGGUCGAGGCGCUGGAGGUUUUACUGGACAAGGUGCACAACCGGGUUUCCAUGGAGAAGAGAGGCAGCAUCCCGCUGUGUGGGAUCGGCGACCGCUGUGCCAUGAAGUUCGGACCACGGAUUGGAAAGCUCUGCGACUGCGGCAGAGGAGCUAACUGCAACUCCUACCUGCUCAAGUGCAUUUGAAAGCCACUCAUCUGUAGGAAUCCUUAGUCAGGAUGCACAUUUCAUCUCGAGCCUAUCUGAGCUUUGGCUUAUGUCACGCAUGGUGGUUAUUUUUUCCCAUGAGGCAUGGUUGUGUGGCGAGUACACUUUAAAUGUAGCAUGUAAAUGCAUCACGUUCAAUAAAGCGAUUUAUCAACAA
Molecule: messenger RNA, 693 nt
Organism: Dunckerocampus dactyliophorus (ringed pipefish)
Lineage: Eukaryota; Metazoa; Chordata; Actinopteri; Syngnathiformes; Syngnathidae
Gene: cartl
Product: cocaine- and amphetamine-regulated transcript-like
Exons: 3
Coding region: 195-515 (106 amino acids)
Biological process (GO): adult feeding behavior; positive regulation of MAPK cascade; negative regulation of appetite
Molecular function (GO): neuropeptide hormone activity
Source: RefSeq, a predicted model, not a curated record